AUGAAGGUCCUACUGCUGACUGUAGGGCUGGUUUUAGUCUGUGGGCUCCAGGCACUCAAUAACAACAUUGAAGACUCAUCAAAGGUUACUGGAAAUUGGUUCAUUGUCGAAUUGGCCUCAAAUGUGACAUCUAAAAUUGAGGAAGGAGGAGGCUUGAGGUUAUUUGUCAAAAACAUCAGUGAACAUGGUGGUAUUCUUAGGGGAGUCUUCUUCAAAAGGGAAAAUGGCAAGUGCAUUCAAUUUUCUUUGACAACUUUCAAAGGAGAUGAUGGUCAAAUGCAUUUUGAAUAUGAUGGAGAAAAUGAUUUCUCCCUUCAAAGUGUAGACCCUACAUAUUCCAUGUAUAUUUUGCAUAAUUUCAACAAUGGGAGGAUGAUCAUUUGGGCAGUACUCUUUGGUAGGACUCCAGACCUGCCAGAUGAAAUAAAGCAGAAAUUUGAGGAAAUGUGUGAAAGUUUUGGAAUUAGGAAGGAUCAAAUUAGGGACCUGUCCAAUGAUGAUCGAUGUGAGGAGCUUAGGUGA
Messenger RNA from Trichosurus vulpecula (common brushtail), 522 nucleotides. Its product is annotated as major urinary protein-like. Lineage: Eukaryota; Metazoa; Chordata; Mammalia; Diprotodontia; Phalangeridae. The transcript has 6 exons. The coding region runs from base 1 to 522 and encodes 173 amino acids. The record is from RefSeq and is a predicted model, not a curated record. Gene Ontology annotation, molecular function: small molecule binding.